CAAAAUUGACAUCGUAUUUGUCACGGCCUCAGCGGCGCCAGUCCACAUUCCGGCAGCAGAUCGAGGAGAAGGCGAUUCCCGAUGAGGGUCCGAGUCCUUCUUCUUGCAGGGUUGCUGCAUGCUACAUGUGCCCAAAUCAAAGUGACGCCUACUCUGACUCUCUUAGCAACACCUGCACCAACACCAAUGACAACAGUCACCCCGGAAUCGACGACCCCACGGCCAACUCCAAGCCCAACACCAAGCUCAACACCAAGCACGACGAAAACGGAUGAUGUCACGACUACUCUUUCCCCUACAACAACAGCGCCCGCCACCCCGGAGCCAGGCGACAUAACAACAAAGCCGCCGGUCAUUACCACAACGACUACAUCGACGAAACCCACAACUACCAACACACGCCCGACCACGACGCAUUCAACCUCAUCCACCGAAGCCCCAACCACCACGACGUCCACGCAACCCCCCACUCCAACGAUUAUAAUUGAGCCCAAAGUCGACACACCGAUCACGACGUACAUUGCUAUUGCAGGUGGAAGCGUGCUUGCCAUCGGCCUUCUGGCGUUACUAGUUGUGGUACUUCGUCGUCGUCAAGCCGCGGAAGAAGAUGAGGAGAAUAACCACCGCAACAUUACGCCACGGGAGUACUACUCGGAGCAAUCGAGCAAUCCGCACCAUAAUCACACUGGUGGGUCGGUGACAUCCCGCAAGCAUCUCGGAUCGGCUCAAGACACCACGUCGACGCCAAGCACCAUGCCCCAAUCCGUGGAUUACUUGGGUGCGUCGUCGCGGGUGUCCAAUCCCCGCUCCGGUAACAACGCGCAGCACUCUCGGUCUUCCAACUCGCAUACCGGCGGCCACCCCCUCGGUCAGUACUCGACGACUGGCGAGGUGAACGAAAUCGCUGGCUACGACAUCCGAUUCGACAAAUCCAUGUCCAAUUUCCGCGUCGCCAACGACGAAAUCAUCAUGGGCGACUUGGUCGCGUCCGGAGGAUUUGGCGUCAUCUACCGCGGUGUGUUUGCCGGCGAGGAAAUUGCGAUCAAGAAAUGUUUGCCCGACAAAGUCAACAACCACGCAGCGAUGGAGUCGUUUAUGCUCGAGAUCAAGCUCAUGUCGAAGCUAGACCAUCCCAAUAUCGUCCGCUUCGUCGGCGUCGCAUGGACGACGUUGGUGCAGCUCAAGAUGCUGACGGAGUACAUGCCCCGCGGCAACGUUCGCAUGCUCCUACAGGACGUCAAGAAGAACGGCCGGUCCCUGCCGUGGGUGGUUUCCAGUGCCACCCGCGACAUGCCGUCCAGGUUGCGCAUCGCGGCCAAUGUUGCCGAAGCCCUUGUCUACCUCCAUUUAAACGACCCGCCGAUCAUCCAUCGCGACCUCAAGAGCAGCAACGUUCUCUUGAGCGAAGACUUUGAAGCAAAACUCACGGAUUUUGGAACGAGUCGAGAACUGUCGGACGAGCAUACGAUGACGGCAGAGAUCGGAACGCUGGCGUGGAUUGCGCCAGAGAUCAUGCUUGGCGGUCACUACACCGAACGCGCCGACAUCUACUCGUUCGGAGUCAUCCUCAACGAAUUGGACCUGUGCGACCUUCCAUACUCGAACGUGACCGACGCCCGCGGUGCCGCGAUUAGCCACACCCGACUGGGUGUACUCGUCGCUCAAGGGAAAGUAGCACCUCAGUUUUCACCUCAGUGCCCGCCAUGGGUACAGCAAAUGGGAGGAGAAUGUCUCCGCUUCGAUCCGACCCAACGACCCACGGCCAUGCAAGUGGCAUACCGUCUGAGGCGCUCCAUCGCUGAUGCCAAGUAGUAGGGAGCGUCAUCGAUUUGUUAGAUAGAAAUACUGAAGCCCCUUCUCCUUGA
Aphanomyces invadans is the source of this 1865-nucleotide messenger RNA. RefSeq names its product TKL protein kinase. Gene Ontology annotation, biological process: protein phosphorylation. Lineage: Eukaryota; Oomycota; Saprolegniomycetes; Saprolegniales; Verrucalvaceae. The record is from RefSeq and is a predicted model, not a curated record. Bases 82 to 1812 code for a protein of 576 amino acids. The transcript has a single exon. Gene Ontology annotation, molecular function: ATP binding; protein kinase activity.